Gasterosteus aculeatus aculeatus (three-spined stickleback) is the source of this 1206-nucleotide messenger RNA. RefSeq names its product guanine nucleotide binding protein (G protein), gamma 10 (gene gng10). Gene Ontology annotation, molecular function: G-protein beta-subunit binding. Gene Ontology annotation, biological process: G protein-coupled receptor signaling pathway. Gene Ontology annotation, cellular component: heterotrimeric G-protein complex. Lineage: Eukaryota; Metazoa; Chordata; Actinopteri; Perciformes; Gasterosteidae. The record is from RefSeq and is a predicted model, not a curated record.
GCACGACACUUCACAGCACUUUCAGGCAACCCGGAGACGCGCAUGCGCAGAGGAACAAAACAUCCCAACUGACAUCUGUUGGCUUCUUAAAAACGUUUAAUGGCAGUAUUAGUUACUAUUAUGUUACUAACAACAUUUGUAUUAUAUCUGGUUAAUCUUGUGUAUUUACUUGAAAUAAUAAAAGUAACUUCUUAAAAGGUAUUUCUAUUAUUAUUUCCUAAUAGUAACAGACAUACGGUUUGUAGGCUAUAACCCGAACCUCAUUGCUAACUGUGCAUGUAAGAAUGACAUUUUCAUGUUGGUACACAACCUUUUUAAUAUUGGCUUAUUUGUAAUGAUAUAACCUACAAAAAGUGUAACUUGUGUGACUAUUUGUGAACGCUAACUUGACCAUAAGUGCACACCUGCACCGUACCCCAACUCCUAUCCUCUUUCCUUUUCCUUCUUAAGACAAUAACUCACUGGCUCCUCUGGGUCCCAACCAUCCUCCCCCUUCUCCUCCUCCUCUUUCUCCUUUACUCUCUCGAGUUCUUCGCCUCCUCCCUUCACAUCCUCCCAUUUGUAAAGCCAAACAAGGUAGAGGAGGUAGGAAACAGAGCGGAGGAGGGCGAUCUAACGUGCCCUCCUCAUCCUGUCUCUCCCACUUUUCCUCCUCUUUCAUUUCCUCGUCCUUUGUCCUCGGUGCUUCCUCCUGACACUUUACUUUUUUACUGCAAUUUACAACAAGAUGAAUACGUCUAAAUUCUUGAAUGAGUGUAUCAAAGCCAGCGUUUUUUCUCACCUCUCCUCCUGAAGUGGACUGAGGUCAUUUGGAAGGAGACGCGGAAUUCUCCUUUCCCCAAAACUAUUUCCUCCAACAUGACCUCUAAUUCCAAUUUAAGCAGCAUGCGACGGCUGGUGGAACAACUGCGGCUUGAGGCCAGCGUGGAGAGAAUAAAGGUGUCCCAGGCGGCUGCAGAGCUCCAGCAGUACUGUCUGCAGAACGCAGGCAAAGACGCCCUGCUGGUGGGCGUCCCCGCGGGCAGCAACCCCUUCAGGGAGCCUCGCUCCUGUGCUGUAGUGUGACGAGGAAGUGGACACAACUGUGGCGCCUCACUCCCGGAUGAAACAAUCCCCUUCGUAACAACUUUUAUUAGAAAGAUAUUAUAUGUUCUUCGUGUUCGGCUACGACAGUAUUUACAUAUUAAAGUCUCUAUUUAUAUAACC